This is a messenger RNA of Acanthaster planci (crown-of-thorns starfish), 1739 nucleotides long. RefSeq names its product chitobiosyldiphosphodolichol beta-mannosyltransferase-like. Gene Ontology annotation, cellular component: endoplasmic reticulum. Lineage: Eukaryota; Metazoa; Echinodermata; Asteroidea; Valvatida; Acanthasteridae. Gene Ontology annotation, molecular function: mannosyltransferase activity. The record is from RefSeq and is a predicted model, not a curated record.
GUGUGUGGGGCGCGAGGGUAUUUGUCACCACGCGGAAAAGGAAUCUCGUCGUUAAAAUGGCGCUUUUUUCCUCUCCAAACACCGAUUUCAUAUCCCAGGGUAGCCUCAUACUAUUUAUGGAGGUGUACCUCUAUCUUCAGGGUUUGUACUCGGUCAUGGCUGUGACAAUUCUGUUUCUCAUAAUGGGUUUGGGUUAUCGUAAGACGCGAUGUGGAUCGCAAGCUUGCAUCAUCGUGUUGGGUGACAUUGGGAGGAGUCCUCGCAUGCAGUAUCACGCACUGUCCUUGGCGACUGCCAACCUCGAUGUGGAGAUGGUGGGUUAUGGAGGUUCCAAACCUCAUGAAGAUCUCCUCACAAACGAGAAAAUAAAGUUCCACCUGAUGUCUAUCCCGCCCAAUAUUCCAAACAUGAUUCCGAGUCUCUUUCGCUACGUUUUCAAAGUGAUUUGGCAGACAACGCAGCUGUUGUGGGUCAUGCUUAUGAAGCUACGCUGGCCUUCCCACAUAUUGGUUCAGAACCCGCCAGCCAUACCUACUUUAGCCGUAGCUUGGCUGUGUAGCCGACUGUAUGGUAGUAAGUUCAUGAUCGACUGGCAUAAUUACGGCUACACCUUACUGGGUCUCACUCUGGGAGAGGGCCAUAUCCUGGUUAGAUUCUCUAGAUGGUUUGAAAGUGUGUUUGGUGGAUGGGGAGAUGGACAUCUGUGCGUUACCAAUGCUAUGAAGGAGGAUCUAAUGAAGAGGUUUGGACUCAAGAAACCAAUCACACUGUAUGACAGACCUCCCAAGGUCUUCAAGGAAACGCCUUUAGAAUCCCAACAUGAGCUUUUUUCAAGGUUAGCUGAGGACUAUACAGUAUUUACUUCAUCCACAAAGUCAGAAACAUCCACCGCCUUCACAGAGAAGACAGCAUCAGGAGAGAUCUUAAGGAAAGCAAAUCGCCCAGCGUUGAUCAUAAGCAGUACAAGCUGGACACCCGAUGAAGAUAUCUCAAUCUUGCUGAGUGCUUUACAGAAAUACGACAAGGCAUGUGAAGAAGAAGCCAACUUGCCAGCCAUCGUGUGCGCUAUCACCGGCAAAGGACAAGAGAAAAAGCGAUACCAAGCCAUCAUUGAACAGAUGACCAUGAAGAAUGUCCACAUCUGCACACCAUGGCUCAUAGCAGAAGACUACCCACGGCUACUCGGUUCCUCUGAUCUGGGUGUCUGUCUCCAUGCAUCCUCAAGUGGCCUAGACCUUCCAAUGAAGGUUGUAGACAUGUUUGGCUCUGGCUUACCCGUAUGUGCACUGAAAUAUGACUGCAUUGAUGAGUUAGUCAAGCACAGAGAGAACGGUUUGGUGUUCAGUAAUGCUGACGAGUUGGCAACGCAGCUGCAGGAGUUACUUCGAGGAUUUCCCGAAGACCAGCAACAGCUUCAGAAGUUCAAGGAAAAUCUUCAGCAAUUUCAGACGGAAAGAUGGGAGGAGAAUUGGGAGAAGACUGUGCGGCCGACGUUAUAUAUAUAGAUGAGAGAUUGUGGUUUGUUUGCCUUGAGAUGGAUUCCGUGCCUCACAUCCUUUGAUGCGUUUGCACCUGCAAACACCAAAUCCUAUCAGUUAAAAGCAGUAUCUGCUUUUAGUUUACGUUUGUUGUAAGAAUUUGCCGUCAGAUUUUUGCGCGGUAACAUUCUCUGUGGAUUUUCACUGCGGCGUUCUUGUUUCAAGUCAUGCUGCCGAUUGUAUUACCAAAGUUUUGUAGAA